This is a messenger RNA of Lampris incognitus (smalleye Pacific opah), 2379 nucleotides long. RefSeq names its product G protein-coupled receptor 155b (gene gpr155b). Gene Ontology annotation, biological process: G protein-coupled receptor signaling pathway; transmembrane transport. Gene Ontology annotation, molecular function: G protein-coupled receptor activity. The record is from RefSeq and is a predicted model, not a curated record. The coding region runs from base 1 to 2346 and encodes 781 amino acids. The transcript has 19 exons. Gene Ontology annotation, cellular component: membrane. NCBI's taxonomy places the organism in Eukaryota, Metazoa, Chordata, Actinopteri, Lampriformes, Lampridae.
AUGGAGACCACCAACAGCUACGUGUCAAUCCAUGGGAAGAACAUAUCCCACAGUACUCUAGCUUCUUCUGCUGCUGCCCACAUGUCCAUUGACAAGCUUUUCCCUGCCCUUCUUGAGUGCUUUGGCAUCAUACUGUGUGGCUAUAUAGCUGGCAGGGCAGAUAUCAUUACAGCCAGCCAGGCAAAGGGUCUGGGGAACUUUGUGUCGAAGUUUGCCCUACCAGCUCUGCUUUUUAAAAACAUGGUACUUCUGGACUUUGGAGAUGUCAUCUGGGCUUUUCUGUGGAGUGUAUUAGUAGCUAAGGUGACAGUGUUUGUGUUGGUGUGUGUGCUCACACUAAUAGUUGCCAGCCCAGACAGCAGAUACAGUAAGGCUGGCCUGUAUGCUAUCUUUGCUACGCAGAGCAACGACUUUGCCUUGGGAUACCCUAUAGUUGAUGCUUUGUAUAGGACCACAAAUCCAGAGUAUCUCCAGUAUAUUUAUCUAGUAGCUCCAGUCUCUCUUAUGUUCCUCAAUCCUAUUGGCUUCGCUCUGUGUGAGGUCCAGAGGUGGAGGCAGGCCAGCCAACCACAGCACAGUACGUUUGGCAUCCUGGGAGUUGUAAUCUUACAGGUGUUGAAGAACCCUAUAGUCUUUAUGGUGAUGGUGGGGAUUGUCGGCCACUUUGCCCUUGGCCAGCGAAUUCCUGAUGUGCUGUCCGAGUUCAUAGAUGGCCUGGCUAACUCAUUCGGUGGAGCAGCUUUGUUCUACCUUGGCCUCACUAUGGUGGGUCAGCUCAGAAAGCUAAACAGAGACACUGGUGUGGCUCUCAUACUGCUUGUCACAGCCAAACUCUUGGUGAUGCCAUUGGUCUGUAAGGACAUGGUGGAUAUAUUGGACAUAGGCGUGAACAGUACCAGUGCCAACCACACCAGUUUGUCGAACUUUGCUUUCCUGUAUGGAGUUUUCCCAACCGCUCCCAGUGUGGCCAUAUAUGCAACACAAUAUAAUAUGGAGCUGGAGGUGGUAACAUCAGGGAUGGUGAUCUGUACAUUUCUAUCAGCACCAAUCAUGUAUGUGUCAGCAUGGUUACUUACAAUCCCUCUGAUGGACCCCACUCCCCUGGUGACAGAGUUGCAGAAUGUUAGCUUUAAUAUCAGCAUCGUUAGCCUCAUAGCACUGGUGUGGACCAUAGCAGUGAUGCUGCUCAGUAAGAAGUUUAACAGACUCCCUCAUCUGUUUGCCUUGAACCUCUUCCUGGCUCAGUUUCUGGUGUGUGUGAGUAUGAUACUGUGGAACUUUGUGGUGAAGCAGGACAAUCUGCUGGGCCGAGUUCUCACCUUUACCCUGCUCUACGGAUCUCUAUACAGCACAUACAUAUGGACAGGGUUGAUUUCCCUCUGUUUGGCCCUGACCAACAGAGAUGACCUGCUGAGGCUGAGGCCAGGAGUCUUCAUGCUGGUGGGCUGGGGGGUUCCAUUUGUGAUGGUAGGAGGUCUUCUGAUUGUAGGAGAGAGGACAACCAACACUGUAGACUCUGCCUUCUUCUAUGGCAGGGCUCAGAUAAUAAGCACAUCAGUGGUGUUGGCAGUUAGCUUGGUACUUGGUGCCAUAUCAUUGAUGGGUCUUAGCCAGGGAGUCAGGGAGCAGAGACACUACCAAGCCCUGGAUAGAACCUCUGUAACAGGCCUCACUGAGGAGCUUAGGACCCCUUGUGGCCUGGAUGAUCAUCAACAAACUCAGCAGCAACAGAUGGGAAAUUCAUCUGAUGGCAGCUUCAACUCUGAUCUCCAUAGCUGCUCUCCUCUACAGACCAUACCUGACAUGAUAGCCAGCACACAGAGAGACCAUGCACACAGUUCAGGCCACACUGAGGUGCUGUGUGAUGGCCAGCAACAGAAUUCUACCUCCCCAGACCAGCCCCUGAACCUUCCCCAGCCAGGCCUUCAGGCCGAAGAUGACAGACAGACAGUUAGACAUGUGCUGCUGUGUCUGUUGCUAAUCGUUAGCCUACUUGCGAACCUAUCCAGUUGUCUCUGGUGGUUAUUCAACAGCGAUCCAGGGAGACUUUACCUUGAGCUGCAGUUUUUCUGUGCUGUGGCCAACUAUGGACAGGGCUUCAUCUCCUUUGGAGUUUUUGGUCUGGACAGACAUCUCAUCAUCCUACCUUUCAAGAAUAGGUUGCUCAGCCUGUGGCAGGGCAGGAAUGGGGAAGAGUUGAGCCCCUCUGUGGUACCAGAGGAAGUCAGACUUACCUGCACCCAGUUUGUCCGCUACCACAAAGAGCAGUGUGUCCAAGACAUAGUGCACACACACAGUGGCUCAGGGGAGAGUGUGAGCACUCCAACAGGUGAAUCCUUCCUCUGAUAAUAACAGGUGUGGAGGAAACGGGUGUGGAGG